GCGUUGCGAAGCUCAUUGAUAUCACAUAUCGGACAAGUGCAUUCAACAUACAUACGUAACUGACAGAUCUGUACACCUAGGUGAUUGGAACAAGCCAAUGUUCUCCCGACUCGAAAGGCAGCGCGAUAUACCGGAGGUCUUUGAGUCUGCAAAUUUCUUUGGACGGUCACAUAUCAAGAAGUUAAAUCUGAGACAGCCAGCGGAGAGCUUGGUCGACUAUGCAGUAUGGCUGCUAGAGCGGAGAAUUUCGAAGGACAUGCUCGCUCGGGAGAUCUUCGAGCAAGUCAGUAUCUGAAAAAUCCGCAUGCCUGGAUAGAUAGGCCAGGCCGAACAGGAGGGUUAGACUGAUAAACACUAGGGAAGGCCUUGUUGCUUUGAAUCGAUAACUAUUGACAACUCUAGAUAUAACUGUGCAAUAUCUUUUCGCUAA
Blastomyces gilchristii SLH14081 is the source of this 430-nucleotide messenger RNA. RefSeq lists its product as uncharacterized. The record is from RefSeq and is a predicted model, not a curated record. Lineage: Eukaryota; Fungi; Ascomycota; Eurotiomycetes; Onygenales; Ajellomycetaceae. The transcript has a single exon. Bases 98 to 295 code for a protein of 65 amino acids.